Molecule: messenger RNA, 9149 nt
Organism: Homarus americanus (American lobster)
Lineage: Eukaryota; Metazoa; Arthropoda; Malacostraca; Decapoda; Nephropidae
Gene: TBCD
Product: tubulin-specific chaperone D-like
Exons: 22
Coding region: 156-3689 (1177 amino acids)
Biological process (GO): bicellular tight junction assembly; post-chaperonin tubulin folding pathway; microtubule cytoskeleton organization
Cellular component (GO): lateral plasma membrane
Molecular function (GO): GTPase activator activity; beta-tubulin binding
Source: RefSeq, a predicted model, not a curated record
UCAAUACCCAAACAAGCAGUGAGGAUUGAGGAAGGAAUGUUGACGUUACUCACCAGUCAUACUACUCGCAAUAGUGGAAUAAUGGAGUAACUAUUGAAGGUAGAAGCACAGUUGAACGUCACUUGUAACCCAACAGAAUUAUAUCUAAAGAAGCAAUGGCUGUUGAUGAAGAGAUGGAGAUGCAAGAAACCGGUGAGAUGGGGCGGGCUGAAGAUGAUGUGGGUAUAUCGUGUACCCUUGACAUGUUUCGUGAGCAUGAGGAAGUGCGCCAGAUGAUGGGUUCCAUAGAAAAAGCAGUUAAAAACCAGUACACUGCUGAGAAGGCUUUCGAGGAUUUUAAGACUAUCUUAGAUAAUUAUCAGGAGCAGCCUCACCUCCUGGAUCCUAACCUUGAAGAAAUGCUUAAGCAGUUGGUGGAUAUAACCCGUGACCCAACCAACAAAUCAGAGGUUGUCAGUCAGGCCUUUAAAUACCUCUGGCUGGUCGUCAAAGUCCGGGGCUACAAAACAAUAGUCAGAAAACUUCCUCAUGAGGUGAAAGACCUACUGCCAGUGUUGCAGAUGCUGGAGAGCCCAGAGGGUAGUUCAGAUUUCUAUGAGACAUACGUGCUCCUGCUGUGGCUCUCCAUCAUAGUCUACAUGCCCUUCAACAUGAUGGGCUUUGAUGCUACAACUGCAGGAGGUGAACAGCAGUCUGGUGCUUUAGUUGUUGAGAGACUGCUAUCAGUUAUCAAAACCCACUUGAAGUCGGGCCAGAAGUCACGUGAGAUGGCAGCGUACUUGGCGUCCCGAUUUAUUACAAGACCUGAUUUGAAAAACAAAUAUCUCCCAGAAUUUAUAGAAUUUUGUUUUGAAGUUCUGGAAACUGUUGUACAAGGAGACCUAAAUGGUGUAUUCCACAAACUGGGAGUCCUACGAGCCAUGGGACUGAUUUUCAAGCAUGGGAAACGAGAGGAGUUGCUGCCUUACUCACAGAAUGUGUUGUCACGUCUUAUUGGGUGUAAAGCGCUCACCAGCACUGAUGCUCCUGUCAGGAAACUGUCCAUGAAACUUGUGCAGCGUAUUGGACUGACAUUCCUAAAGCCAAGAGUGGCAUCUUGGCGGUACCAACGUGGAAGUCGUAGCCUGGCCAUGAACAUCCAAGGUAAAGCCACAGAAGGUCAGGAUGCCAGUGAAGUAGCAGAAGAGGAUGAAGAGGAGGUGGUUGGAGAGAUUGAGGAAGUGAUAGACUCCUUACUCCUGGGACUGAAGGAUAAAGAUACUGUGGUCAGGUGGUCUUCAGCAAAAGGUAUUGGUCGUGUGACAGGCCGUCUUCCUCAGGAGUUUGGGGAUGAAGUUGUGGGGGCUCUCUUGGAACUCUUUUCGACUAGAGAAUCAGAUAAGGGCUGGCAUGGGGGUUGUCUGGCCCUAGCAGAACUAGCUCGGCGUGGAUUGUUGCUGCCUGAACGCUUACCAGCCGUUGCACCAGUUAUAGAUAAGGCUCUCGUCUAUGAUGAGCUGAGAGGACAGUGUUCUGUGGGCUCAAACAUCAGAGAUGCUGCGUGCUAUUUAUGCUGGGCAUUUGCUCGAGCUUAUCACCCAGAACAGAUUUAUCCUUAUGUUAAUCAACUUGCAACUGGACUUCUUAUUGUGACCUUGUUUGAUAGAGAGAUACCAUGCAGACGAGCUGCAUCUGCUGCCUUCCAGGAGCAUGUUGGACGUCAAGGAACAUUUCCUCAUGGCAUUGAGAUUCUCACCACUGUUGACUACUUUGCAGUCGGAAAUCGUUCAAAUGCCUUCCUUAAUCUAAGUGUUCAAGUUGGCAGAUACCCAGAAUAUACUCAACCACUGAUAGACCAUCUUGUGGACAAGAAGGUCCAACACUGGGAUUCGGCCAUAAGGGAACUUGCUGCUAAGGCACUCCACAACCUCACUGCCUUAGCCCCUGAAUAUAUGAGCAAGACUGUGGCACCUCUUCUUCUGAACCAGACGACUGGCAGUAUCCUGGUCAAUAGACACGGCUCAAUACUGGCCCUGGCAAACAUCACACAUGCUCUGUCUCUUGUAGCUAGCAAGGAAGGGAAAACUCUGCCAGAUAUGAUGGACAAAGAGAUACUGGAUGGUAUUGCCAAGAUAGUGUCGACCCUAGAGGAGAGGAAGCUUUACCGUGGCAUGGGGGGAGAGUACAUGAAACAGGCAACGUCGGUGUUGAUAGAGAAGUGCUCGCUGGCUGCUGCCCCAUUCCAUGGCCAGGAAGUUGUUGAUCAGUGGCAUAAUCUUCUGGAAAACUGUAUAGUUUAUGUAGAUGAAAAUAUCCGUGCUACUGCCUUGGAGGCCUUAACCCCAUUUUGGACCACGUAUUUUGAGCCAACAUCACCAGAGAAAAUGAAGUCGAAAGAUGAAUUGAUCACUAAAUAUACCCAGGCCCUCAAUACAGAUAAAGAGAUACAAAGUUUAGGUUUUGCUUCAGCUAUUGGGCGCCUCACGCACUCUUUAGUGCUGGGCAAAUUUGACAUUGUUCUUGAAGCCUUGAUUGGUGCUACAGAAAUCACCCGCACUACUGCAACUUGGGCACAAACCAGAAAGGAAGCAAUUAAUGCCAUCCUGAGACUGGUGGAGACUGUUGGUAUAAAGAAGGAUGGAAAAGCAUGUGACCAAGUAUGUGAGGCCAAUUUAUCCAGCAUUUACCAAGCUUUGUUGAGGAGUUUAGAUGAUUACACCAUGGAUCGCAGGGGUGAUGUUGGGGCUUGGGUCAGAGAGGCAGCCAUAUCAUCACUGCGGGUCUUGUCUAUAGCAGUGGUAAGUGAAGAUGUCACUUUGCUAACAGGGGAGAUUGUUGGAGAAAUGAUGUCUCGUAUUUGUCAACAAGCAGUAGAAAGAAUAGACAGGACCCGAAAGGUGGCUGGAACUGCUUUUAGCACUCUCCUUUACAGCUCUCCAAGUCUAUCACAUAUUCCGAAUCUUGAGGAACUAAAGGCCAUAUUCACAAAGGAAAUUUGUGAACAAAUGAAUUGGGCUUCAGAAAAGGACACAUUCCAUGUUUUCAUUCAGCUCCUGGACUUCCCAGCCUAUAGGUCUCGGGUCCUUUUGGGAAUCGCUUACUCAGCUGGGGGAAUUUCUGCAAAUUUGUCCCGCUAUACAAGUGAAGCUAUACACUCCUACUUGAAUGCUCGAGCAGAGAAGACAGAUUAUCUCUCAUCUUUCUUGGAAGCUAUUCUACAGUUGUUUGCCUCUCACCAGAAGGUGGACCGAAUUACACUACCGCUAAUCAAGACAGUGGGAGACUUGUUAAGCUCAUCCGCAGUCCUUGACCCGGUACUUGAACAAGAAGACUCGUAUACAUCCAGGCUAAUUACAGCACUGAGAAAGGAAUGCUUUAGAUCAGCAGAUUAUCACAAGUUGUCUGCCUUCAUCACUGUUCUGUGUGAGCUGCUGAGAAUGAACAGCAGUGCCAGUAAGGCAUGCCUCACUCAACUCUCACUCUUCCUAGGAUUCCAGUACCCCAAAGUUCGAGCAAUUUCUGCAACCAGUUUACUAACAGCAUUACAAGAUUAUAGUGACCAAGAAAUUGUCCCUGAAGAACAUUUGGAGGAAGUAACAGACAUCUUGGAGGAGACGGAAUGGAUGCACAACAUAGAAGAUGCUCGAAAACAGCGUAAUCGUCUUUGUGAGCUCAUGGGAAUUACUCCCCCACAACCUAAAAAAAAUUGAAUUACACUUGGAAAAUAAAUGAUCAGGUUUAUUGUGAUAUGUAACAUAUGAUGUGCCUCAUAUUGGACAUUCCAGAGCUGAUAGUGAUCCACUUGUAUUACAGUGUAGUAUAGUGAGUAUUAUAGCAGAGCACCAAACAAAAAUGCACUUGGGUCUCAAUAUAUGCGGGUUCACUUAUAUAUGUUACUUUUUUUUUUUUUUUGCUUAAUAACUUGCAAACAUAGGGUUAGGUUAAGUGAGUGGUUAUGUUAGGAUGGGUUGUGUAGAUUGACACACAGUUAAGUGGUCUCGUCCUUUUUUUUUUUUAACUUUGGUUAGUCUGUUUGUAAGUUAUUUCACAAAAUUCCCUGCAUGCAUGCUGUGAAUUUUGCAAAAUAACUGAUUUAGGCAAAAAAAAAAGUAACAUUCGAGGACCCAAUUUCUAGUUACCCCUCAGUUUAUGCAUGGAAAAUUCACCAUUAUGUGGUGCAAGCCGAUAUACUGUGGCCUCUAGUGUAAGAAAACCAUUAAAUGUCUUUCAUGGUUCAUAACUUUUGAUACUGAAGGUUUCAUUACGUACAUUCUUAUAGGUUUAAUAAAUACAGUGAUUUCUCCGUUAGCCGGAACAAUUGGUGCAGAGCACUUCUGGGAAUGAGAGAUUUCCGGGUAACGAGACGACUCCCAAAGCCGGAAAAAAUCCCUCAUUUUCCGGGUAAUGGGAAAAUGUUCUCAGAAGUUCCAGAAAUUACCCAUUACAUCAUCUUUCGAACCCGGAAAAUUGUCCCCCAUCCCUGGAAAUUUCCGGGUAACGGAAAAUUUUUCUUCGAGUUUCCAGAAAGUGCACCUGAUUUUCAUCUCUCAAACCCAGAAAAAAUCCCCCAUCCCGGAAUUUUCCUGUACCGGGAAAAUUUUCCCUUAAUUUUCCGGAAAAUCGUUUCCAAAGCCGGAAUUUUCCAGAAAAUUCUGGCUAUCGGAGAGUUCCGGCUAACGAGAUAUUGCUGUAAAUAUCAAAUGAGGCCAGUUGAUCAGCUAAUCAUAAGCGAGUGUGUCGUCUGCUAGCAAAUAUUUACAGAGGCCCAGAAGUAAGUUCUGGAAUGCAUCCAAUUUUUCUCCUUAUAACUAAGUACAGGUAUCCCUUACUUUAUGAAUGUGUUAAGUUCCUGAAAAAAAACAUUAAGUGAAUAUUCAUAUCUCGAAUAACAGAACACAUGGGAAAAAUAUGGUUCAGUUCCCCAAUAUCAUACCCCAAAACAUGAAAUUAGUUCACACAACUACCGUGCAGUAAUUUUCUACCAAACACAUUAAAAACAUUGAUAAAAUAAUGUAUAACUUUGGUACAUUACCUUAUGGUAGGACAGUCAGGACUCACCACAACGGGGUGAGUAGGGGUGGGCUGGGAUUAGGGCUUUACUCAGCGAGAUGAGAACAGCUGUCCACUUCAUCACAGUCAUACCAGGAGUGGAAGAAAAUCCACUGGUAGAGGUUGUGGGACAGGAAGCUUUAGAUGCAGUUUGAAAACGGUUAUCGGUUUAAAGGAGGAUGAUAUGCUACAUUGUUUUGCCUUGGUCCUCAGCAACUGUUGUAUCUAAGUGUAGACAAGGAUGUCUUUCUCCACUAAAGACAACUGCACCACUCCUUUCCAUUCAAGGGUUUUUGGCACAGAAUAACUCGAACCCUUUAUGAAUGAGGUCAAGGCCCUCGCUGACAAACCUUGAGUGAGCCAGCUCUCGGGUAGCUCCUCUGGCUGGUCCUCCUCUCCUUCAUGAAGCGUCUGCUGCUGGAGCUGCAGGAGUUCUUCAUUGGUGAGGUCUUGGCUGUGAGACUGGAGCAGAUCCUGGGUAUCCCCCCUAGUCCAUCUUCUCUCCUGAGCAAGGUUAACGAUGUCCUGUUGCACUUGUCUGACACCACCGAAUCCCGCAAAAAUUGUGCAUGCACUCGGGCCAAAUCUUGCGCCACACCAUUCAUUGUUUGCUGCGACAUCUCCCAAGACUUAUUGAUGUGAUCAAUGACUUUCUCGAUGAUAAAGGCCUUCCAAAAUUUCUUGAUGCUGGUCUGGUUGUCCUCAAGCUGGCGCACAAGUUCCUGUAUUGUUCUCCGUAGAUAGUAGGCCUUGAAGGUGGAAAUGAUGCCUUGAUCCAUUGGUUGGAGCAGUGAGUUGGUGUUAGGUGGCAGAAAUAUCUCCCCGAUGUUAACUGUCCACAGCUGGAGAUAAUGCUACAUGUUGUCCAUGAUUUUGGGUUAGCCUGCUUGCUCCUACAUGCACGUGACAUUUUCAGCUGCUUGCUUGAUCUCUUCAGUGUGCUUGUUGAUGGUAGUGACAGUAAAAGCAGCCAAACUAAGCUGUUUCCUGAUCAGUGUAGAACCCUCGUCACAUUCGUGUUGUUUUAUUACUUCCAGCUUGGUCUUAAGAGUCACAGCCUUUUGUAUAUUCGGUUUAGUACGGGUAGCCGAAGAAUCAGCCGAAUGCUUGGAUGUCAUGAUGAAAAGAAUAGCGAAAGGAUGGUACGUAUACACAUGGAUAAAGAAAGAGCACUUCCCGUACAACGAAUGGCGGAAGGAAAGACAUAGGGGGGGGUUAUGAUCAGUGAGCCAGAAUAAGUCUCUGCACAUCUCUCCAAAAUAGCUGCUGGAACCCAAAUUCGUAUAAACGAGGGAAACUUUCAUUAAGUGAAAAAGGUAUAAAAAAAAUUUCGUAUCUCAAACAUUUGUGAAGCGAGGGAUAACUGUAUUUAAUUUAAUCGCAAGGUUUAUGGCAAACAUAACCCUGGCAUAUAUCAAGACCCAAGUGUAAUAAAAGGGGAGGAAACAAAACAUUCCUCUUGCACUUCAUACCAUUUCUAGUUAAUGAUUUUCAUGAUACUGUACUUGUAAAUACAGUACUGUAUACAAAUUUGGAAUUGUUUUUACUGGUAAGUUCUUUUUAUUAUUUGCACACCAUCUCAUGAUAAUGAUCUCAGAAAGUAGGAAGGAAGUUAUUUUUCUUUUAAGAUAGCUGCAAAAUCAUUGGCAACCAAUUACCUGUCUGAUAUGACAAUUCUUUCAUUCAUCGACAUAUUUGUUAAUUUUUAACCCAGUGAUCAGCAACCACUGGGCACCCACUUUGAACAAUACCUUAUUAAACAAACCUGUCAUUGAUAGUUGUGGGAAAGUCAGUGUGCCCUAGUUUUGUCCAACUGACAAAACAAAUACUUGUACUGUGUAACUUGUGAGCUACAUAGCAGAGGUCACAAUCAAAGCACCAGUGAAAUGGCACUUAAUUUAUAUGGCCCAGUGAAGACUUGACAAUUGGGCUUAAAUUAAUGUGUAAAGUUCACUUCCUCCUUAUGUAAUAGUAAAGGAAAACAAACUUCUUAUAACACAAAUUGUUGCCUGUGGCUUGUUUUGUUAACAUGUAAGCGUGCAUAACUAUUGCUAUAGUGUUGCUAAUCUGGGCUACUAAAAUACUGUAGGCUACUCAAAUGUUUUGGGAUGUUGCAGUUGACUAAGGUUAGCAGAAAAAAAUAAAUUGUGAGAACUAUUGGUUAUUUCACCAUGGAAAUUAUUUUGUAGACAAAAUAAAUAGAGUUUCUCUUUCUGCUCACCAGACAACUUUUCAUGUGGGAACAAUGCAAAUGUUAACAAUAACAAUCAAUGUGUUUAUUGAAUGGUUGUUCAUUGAUAAGUUGAAACCCUUUUGUUUUAUGAAAAAUUAAUUUAUUUUAAUAGAACAUUACAAUACAUGUACAUCUUUCUGCAUAGUACUGUAACAUCUAAUGUCAAUUAUGCAGGAUCAGACCCUACUGUAAUCAUCAAAUAUAGAAGUGUUUAUUCAUCUCAGAUUGACCAAGGCCAGUGAAGUAACCACAUUGCACAUGAACAUCCUGUUCCCUAAUUUUAGGUUAUCCUCGCUUGCAAAACAACGUUAGGCAGAUCAAUUUUCCCUCCAAGAAAUAGAUAAAAUACGGGAGUUAUGUUCCUGAGCCUCCCUUUGCCCCAUGAAAUACAUUACAUAUACAGAAAAUUAUUGCUAUUUAUAUGGAAAAUAGUGCAUACAUAUACAGCUACUAAGUUUGUAAUGGUAUUCACCGAAGGGCGGAGGUGGUAGAGUGAGUGUGUGGUGGGUAGUGAAGCAGAGGAGGAGUAUGGUGGGAGCAGAGGAGGAGGGGGAUGAGUCACUGAAACUGUGCCAAGCCAAGAGCGGGUGAUGCGCCUUAGAAAGUGCCGGUAGUCUGUGACGAUGCAAAACAACGUAGUAUCAGAUCACCAGGACAUUAAACAAAUUUUUGUAUUCUAAAGUUUAGCGACAUAGUACCGAAAUAACAUUAAGCGCGGAUUUACUGUACAUGAAAAAUAAUUUACUUUCCCGACAAAACUUUAUUAUUAAUACAGUACUGUACUGUAUAUGCAAAAUAAAACAUUAUCUUUAUAUUUGCUUGCUGCUUGAAAUGAAGACUAUAGAUUAAAGGUUCAGAAAACACAAUAGUGUUUACAGGAUGGCCAUGAUAUUAUUGUGUCAAGUUGUCAACCCGUGAAUCGGAGCAGGUUGACUGACCCCAGCGUCACAUCACAGAGGGGAUGUUUGCAAGACCUUGUAGGACUCAUUGAUGAUGACCUUACUUGACAAUUGACAUGCAAGCAGAUUCACCGUGGCCACACGUAUACGUCCAUAAUUAUUAGUCUGUCUAAAUACGUUGUUACGAAAAAAAUACCAUCUAAAUACGUUGUUACGAAAAAAUACCAUACCUUACUUAGGGCCAAAAAGAUUUAUGUAUCGUACUGUACUGCCACCCUUGUCUAUCACAUAAUUUCAAAGGUCAUCACUAUAUAAUUAUGCAGCAUCUGACUAUAAACAUACAGCAUGUUUUAGCUGGGUCUCUGUAGUCAGUACGCAAUGUCCAGUGAAAAAGUUGGCUCACAAAGAGUAACCUCUCCUUAUUCAUUACCCAUCACGCAUAUUGAUUAAGUAAUAUAUUUUCCACAGCAUCUUACUGUUGGGUGGCAUCCUCUCAUAAGGAUUAACUCAGUUUCGAACUUAUCAACAGUGAUCAUCAGGAAGUCUUGUAGUUAAUAAGACUGCUUACUCUGUCAGGCUACACACAAUUAGGUUUCCUGGUUUGUGAAGUUAAAGUAUUGACUUGUACACUACUAUUGUCUUCUUACACAAAUUAUAUAUAUUUAAAAAUAACUAGUUAGUCCUUUGAUCAUAAAAGGUAACAAGCUUUAAAAAAAAAACACUAAUAAAAAUAAAUUUUCUUGCAUAUCUUGAACAUUUCUUUAUCAAUUACUCCUGCAGGUACUUUUGGAUUAUUAAAAUAUGAUGGUAAUGAAUUAAUAAGUAACUUGCAAAAUUUGAUGUACGUACUGUACAGUAUUAAAGUGUAACAUAUGGUGAUAAUGAGGGGGAGAAUGUAAGCUUUCAUGUUUUAUCAUUAAUCUCAACCUAAAUUUUGUUGAUAGAUUUUCUGAAAAAGUAACCAUAUGAGAAUAAAUGGAUGAACUUGA